Anthostomella pinea is the source of this 996-nucleotide messenger RNA. The record is from the annotation of a GenBank genome assembly. NCBI's taxonomy places the organism in Eukaryota, Fungi, Ascomycota, Sordariomycetes, Xylariales, Xylariaceae.
AUGAAGUUCCGACGCGCCGCUGCGGAGUGCGAGAGGAAGAUGGAUCGUCAGGCGCUUCUCAGGCAAGAGGAAUCCUCAUCGCCAGUACGGAAUAACAACGACAGUGGCUACAACCUCGGCAGAAUUGUAGGAGAUUGGAGGUACCAAGCCGGCUUGUACUCAUUACUCAGCGAGCAUCAUGGGCUUCCUGGGACCGCGUACACCAAUCUCAGAGGCGUUGCGCUGGUCGCGCCCUGGGUCAUGUACCUAGGAGCGGCCGACAUAGCGCUGUCCCUGCUCCUGCCCGUGAAGCUAUUCGCGCCCGACCUGGUCUACCGCGUCUCGUCAUGGAUCGCCUACUCGGUCUGGCGCUGGGUCCAGGGCAUCUUCGAAGUUGGCAACGGCGCUCAAAUCCACUUCCACGGGGAUGUCCUGCCGCAGAAGGAGUCCGCCAUCAUCGUCUCCAACCACGUCAGCUGGACCGACUUCUACAUGAUCCAGGCCCUCGCGCAGCGGUCUGGCAUGCUGGGCCAGUGUCGGUGGUUCGCGAAGAUCCAGCUACGCGCGGUGCCGUUCCUCGGCUGGGGCCUGUGGGCGAUGGGGUUGAUCAGCUUCAGUGAAGCCACGAGGUUUACAGCCCAAAAGUACGAAGAGUCCAAGAUAUGGUGCAAGCAGAACGGCCGUCCGCAGCCCCUGCACCUGCUCUACCCGCGCACCAAGGGAUUUAUCAAGACGGUGCAGCAUCUGCGAAAGGCGCCGCACGUGAAGGCGGUGUAUGAUUUCACGAUUGCGUAUCAGCACAGGAACCGGUUCCUCGCGGCGCCUGAUAUGUGGCAGACGCUGAAGCUGCCUAAUCUGACGAGCGUUCAUGGCUACCAAUUUCACGUCAUGGCUCGGCGCUAUCCCCUCGACGAGCUACCGCAUACAGACGAGGAGCUGGCGAAGUGGCUCGAGGAGCGAUGGGUCGAGAAGGGAGAGUGGCUGGAAAGCAGGAGGCUCGAAUGGGCAUCCAAGUAG